Exophiala mesophila is the source of this 1502-nucleotide messenger RNA. RefSeq lists its product as uncharacterized. Bases 571 to 1137 code for a protein of 188 amino acids. Lineage: Eukaryota; Fungi; Ascomycota; Eurotiomycetes; Chaetothyriales; Herpotrichiellaceae. The record is from RefSeq and is a predicted model, not a curated record. The transcript has a single exon.
GCCACUACCACUUCUAUACACUUGCUGUUGGACCAUUUCACCAUCUCCUCGAUCUCGACCCUUCCACUUUCUUUGUUACACCAUCCUGCCAUCACUUUCAUGUGACGAUCUUCUGGUCUUCACCCCGUCAUUCCUUCAAACAAAGGCAGAUCUCGGCUUCAUUCCUUUGCUGAUUUCUUGCCGUCCAUUCAUUCCUUCUCAGGUCCUCCACCCCAGCCACACGCACUCAACGCAACGACCAACACCCACUCUACGAGCCCACCACGAGUUGCGCGGACGUUCACCUAGAGCGCGACUGGAUAUUCGCGACUUGAAAUCCCUACACACACACGCACACGCACACAGCCCACGAGUACUUCUCCCACUGCCUUCCUCGACCGGAUAUAUCGCUUUUCAACGGGUUCCUGAGUGCUAAAGAAAGAUCACCGCCCCCUCGUAUUACGCCCGCCUGAGCAGAUCAUCAACCCCCACUCACCGACUGACCUGGCGUCAGCCUCGUUGUGCAGAUCUAUCACAACUAUAUUUUGAAAGUUGCGCCUUCUCUUCGACCACGGCCUUGAUCUUUCAGCCAUGGAUUUAUUCGCCCACUCAAACUUUGUCCAACGACGAGACGCAGAGGAUUCUACGAAUGAACACAUUUCGGCCUUGGAGAUGAACCACCUUGCUUUUGUCUUUUUCGCAUUGGUUGCAUCAGCCUGCUUUUGCUGUGUCGCCCUCUGCUUUCUCCGUCGCAGGAGAAUGGCUCGCCGCCAGCAGGCCACAUCAUUACCCACAUACCAUCAAGUAUCACAUCAUCAACGAUCCCCCUCGGUGACCAACUUUGGCAAUGGCUACAAAAACGAGUCGGUCUUUGUAUACGACGAAAAGAUGAAUCUCAUCCACAACUCGUCUAGCCCGACCUCGACCUCGGUGCCUGAGAUUCACAUCACUUUCCCAGACGAGGAAGGCAAACCCAGCAACAGCCAGAAUGGUCGUGUGGUCGUUGUCCACAUUACAGACUCGGGCAGUGUGGGUAUGGGUCCCCUGCAACGCGAUGACCUCCCUCCUUAUCAGAAAGAAGAUGCCGACCGCUUCCAGUCGCUAGAUCUCGAGCGUAUCGGCGGACUGCGUGAGAAAGAGCCACUUGAUCGACGAUGAUCAUGAAUGGAUUCUACAUUGUGGACAAGCAUCCAUGUGUCUCGAGCUGGUCGCAAGUCCGACCACUGGGACAUGGUUUGUGGAAUACGUACCGCCAAAGGAUGCAGACAGCGUGUACGACAGUCGAGACCAUCCAUCACGACAUGAUGAUACACACACUAUUCUUGCGUAACGGCAUCAGCACAUUUAAUAGACCUGGGACAUAUUUAGCUUAUUGAUAGUUCAUUGUAUUGUAUAGUUGGCCCAUUGGAGGCAAGCACUCGCCGGAAAUCACAUGCCACAACCAAUCUACUCUUUCUGGAUAGCCAAAGAAAGGCCACCAAGAAGCAAUGACUGAGAUAUACAUACACACCCCUUCUUCAGUU